Mycosarcoma maydis (corn smut) is the source of this 2271-nucleotide messenger RNA. Its product is annotated as transcription factor IIF subunit TFG1. Lineage: Eukaryota; Fungi; Basidiomycota; Ustilaginomycetes; Ustilaginales. Gene Ontology annotation, cellular component: transcription factor TFIIF complex; nucleus. Gene Ontology annotation, biological process: transcription initiation at RNA polymerase II promoter; positive regulation of transcription elongation by RNA polymerase II. The coding region runs from base 1 to 2271 and encodes 756 amino acids. The transcript has 2 exons. The record is from RefSeq and is a predicted model, not a curated record. Gene Ontology annotation, molecular function: DNA binding; TFIIF-class transcription factor complex binding; RNA polymerase II general transcription initiation factor activity.
AUGCCUCCCGUCAAAGCUGAGCCAGGCUCAGCCAACGUCAAGGCUGAGAAUGGCAGAGCCGGUGGAGCCAGAGCUCGUGCUGCCAACGGUGCCUCCACCAACAACAACAGUGCUCGAUCCAACCUCAAGCUCGAGCAAGACAAGAAGGAGCUACCGCCGCCACCACCGACAACAUAUCGAGAUAUCCCUCUGCUAUCCACCGACUGCGGACAGUGGCUCACCCAUCUCAUGAAGUUUGCUCACCAUACUCGCGUCGACCCCAACGACGCUUCUCAGUUUGUUCCGCCGCUCAAGCUCAACCGCAAGAAUCCGCCAAGGCUCAAACUGCCUCGUCCAAACCCGGGAGAUCCGAUCACAGACAAGUACAACAGGCCCAUGAUGGGAAAGGACGGUCAGCCGCUCACAUGGCCAGGCGCAGACGAUGAUCUGCAGCGCAUUGAAGAGGUCAUCAAGAAGGAUGCCGCUCCCAAGGGUCCAGGCGCCGAUCAGAGUCUCAUCGCGCCCGGUGGAAACGCUCGGCCUCCUAAAGCCAGGCUGUUCAAAAAAAAAGUGCGAGAGAUCCACAAGGCAGCAGAUAGCGCCAGAAAGACCAUGAAGGAAGAACAUUUUCCAUGGGUGCUCGAGGACUUUGAAACUCCCGACGAAUGGGAGAGCAUUCGAACUCCUAUCCCCACCGGUACACGCGCUCUGCAGGACCACAUUGACGAGCUCAAGGCCAAAAAAAUGGGAGCUAGCGCCAGCAUGGAUGCUAAUGGCGAUGUAAACAUGCAAGAUACCACCAGCAGCAAAGCCAAGGGAGAGCACGCCAUCAAACAAGAGUCUAGUGUCUCGGCCUCUAGUUCGUCAUCCACAUCGCAUGCACCGUGGAUCGGAAAGCUUGAGGGCGACUCGAGCUCCGAGGCGUCGUCGCUGCACGUCCUCUUUGUCUUUGACGAGCGCGACGCUGGUGGCUUCAAAGUUGUGCCUGUUUCACGCAUGUACAAGUUCUUGCAGAAGCCCAAGCACUCGACUAUGACCAACGAACAGGUGGAGCAGGAGUAUCAAAAGUAUCAAAAGACCAAAGAGAUGGAUCGAUGGGCGAUGCGCAACAAACCUGUCUCGGCGACUCCUGCUAUCAGCAAGCAGGAGGACAACGCAGCUUGGCGCAGCUGGCCGCAGGUCAGCCGACUCUCCCUGCCCACCGGCAUGGCGUUUGGCGCCGGCCGUCGACGCAACCUCAUGGCUGUGCACGGUGGUGAGCUACUGCGAGACGACGACGACGAUGAUGCGAGCGGCGCGCGUCGAAGAAAGAGAGAGGAUAGUCCUGGUGCUGGAUACGACGAGCUAGACUUUGAAGAGGAAUUUGCCGACGACGAAGAGACGCAUGAUCCCGAAGCCGACGUGGCGGAUGACGAGGAAGCCAAGGAGCUCGAGGAGCGCCUGAAGCGCGAGAUGGCACGUGCGAACCAUGUGGGCGAUGACGAAGAUGAGGCGCAAGAGGUGAGCGCGCCCGAAGACGAGGAUCAGCUGUUGACAGGUAGCGGCAAGCAGAUGAUGAAGAUUAUGCGAGCGCUGGCCAAGCGUGAAGGCAACGAGGCGUAUGACAAGGACGACGACGGACGCAACCCUUACGCGACCGAAGAAUCGGAUGAGGAGGAAGAGGAAUCGUACGUGGCCAAUCCGGAAAAGGCGAUCCAAUUGGCGCGCGAAGAACGCGAGAAAAAGGAAAAGGAGGCGGCAAAGAAUAACAAGCCAAGUGCUACACCGGGCCGCGCUUCAGGAUCCAACACGCCCACGGAUCGUGCCGAGAAGCGACCUGUGCCUCCGAGUGCGAUCGGCCAGGCACAGCGUCCUGGAGCGGGUCAUGCGAGCCUGGCUCAGCGUGCCACCAGUCCGACACGCAGUGCUCCAAGAUGGAUGUGUGCUUCCAUGGCGGCUAUGGCGGCUGGAUCGGCUGGAUCGAGCAGUCUUCCCGAAGCCAAGCGUGUAAAGACAGCCAGCACUGGUUCUGGUUCUCGAGCUGGAUCGCCUUCGGGAUCACCGCCGGGCUCGAAACCGGCUUCACGUGCGGGAAGCCCUGGUGCACCGCGUCUAGCUGCCAACGCGGUGGAGGCGGAAAUCAUUCAGCUUAUCCGAGACGGCAAGAUUGCGAAUACGAGUGAGCUGGUGCAGCACUUUAGGAAGCGUCUCAAGUCGGAGCCUCACAUCAAGGAUCAAUUGAGUGCGGCAGUACGCAAGGUAGCAGUGAUGGACAAGGCUACCAACCGUCUCAAGCUCAAAGAUGGGUUCUGA